AUGCUCCGAAUAGUACUUAAGGUUGCAAAAAAACAUCCACCGCCAGAUUUCACCUCAAUCAAGAGAUUUGAUGAAGAGCAUUUUUGCACUUUGACGAGCUCUGCGGAGUCGAAAAUUAAAAUCAUAGAGAAAUGGAGAUCUAAUAUCAUGCCGCACUUGGCCUGGAAUGAUCGAGAGCCACCAUCCACUGAUCCUUUGAUGGCUUCGCUACGAGCAGAGUAUUACGAGGGUGUAGCUGAGUUGCUGAGACCGUACCUGGAUAUUUUGAAAUAUCUUGAUCGUAUUAAGAGAUAUGCUCUCUCCAACAUUGUCGCUUUUGACCGUAUCGGUGCAGUUAAUGAUAACGCUUACAAGGCAUUUCGAAGCACAAGUAGCGGUCCGGUAGUUAUAGGUAAUCCUGUGAAUAUGCUUUACUCAGAAUUUAUAAUAGGUCUCAUGUGGCUUUCACAGGAAGAUAUAGAUUAUCUUUACUACCGCACAGUCGACAGAUUGUCUAACUUUCGGCUAACUACUAGACUGUUAGUUCAGGAUCUUUAA
Molecule: messenger RNA, 537 nt
Organism: Bipolaris victoriae FI3
Lineage: Eukaryota; Fungi; Ascomycota; Dothideomycetes; Pleosporales; Pleosporaceae
Exons: 4
Coding region: 1-537 (178 amino acids)
Source: RefSeq, a predicted model, not a curated record